CGUCGCCCCCGCCCCCGCCUCGCGCUCCAGGUAGCGGCGGCCGCAGCUGCCGGCGUUGGCUGGCUGCACUCCCCAGCGGCCCGCGGGCCGGGGCAGGGGCGGGCCGGGGGCGUUCCCGCGGGCCGCCGCCCGUGAUGUCACAAUCGCGGCGGGCCGCGGCGCUCCGGGGUCGGCGGUGGGCGGCGGGCCGCGAGCGGGCGAUCGAAGCGGGCAGCUCGCGCCUGAGUCAUGGACUUCCCCUGGCCCCUCCUCUACCCCUCCCACUCCCUCGCCGGGCCCCCCCGCCGGGGCUAGCGUCGGCCGCGGCUCCGAGGGGGUGGGGCUGCUGGGAAUGGCUGUGCCCCCUUCGGCCCCUCAGCCGCGCGCGUCCUUUCACCUGAGGAGGCACACGCCUUGCCCGCAGUGCUCAUGGGGCAUGGAGGAGAAGGCGGCGGCCAGCGCCGGCGGCCGGGAGCCGCCGGGCCCCCAGAGGGCCGCCGCCGUCGCGUACUUCGGCAUUUCCGUGGACCCGGACGACAUCCUUCCCGGGGCCCUGCGCCUCAUCCAGGAGCUGCGGCCGCAUUGGAAGCCCGAGCAAGUUCGGACCAAGCGCUUCACGGAUGGCAUCACCAACAAGCUGGUGGCCUGCUACAUGGAGGAGGACAUGCAGGACUGUGUGCUGGUCCGGGUCUAUGGGGAGCGGACGGAGCUGCUGGUGGACCGGGAGAAUGAAGUCAGAAACUUCCAGCUGCUGCGAGCACAUGGCUGUGCCCCCAAACUCUACUGCACCUUCCAGAAUGGGCUGUGCUAUGAGUACAUGCAGGGUGUGGCUCUGGGGCCUGAGCACAUCCGUGAGCCCCGGCUUUUCAGGUUAAUCGCCUUAGAAAUGGCAAAGAUUCAUACUAUCCACGCCAACGGCAGCCUGCCCAAGCCCACUCUCUGGUACAAGAUGCACAAUUAUUUCACGCUUGUGAAGAACGAGAUCAACCCCAGCCUUUCUGCAGAUGUCCCUAAGGUGGAGGUGUUGGAACAAGAGCUGGCCUGGCUGAAGGAGCAUCUGUCCCAGCUGGAGUCCCCUGUGGUGUUUUGUCACAAUGACCUGCUCUGCAAGAAUAUCAUCUAUGACAGCACCAAAGGUCACGUGCGAUUCAUUGACUAUGAAUAUGCUGGCUACAACUACCAAGCUUUUGACAUUGGCAACCAUUUCAAUGAGUUUGCAGGCGUGAAUGAGGUGGAUUAUUGCCUGUACCCGGCGCGGGAGACCCAGCUGCAGUGGCUGCACUACUACCUGCAGGCACAAAGGGGAAUGGCCGUGACCCCCAGGGAGGUGGAAAGGCUCUACGUGCAAGUCAACAAGUUUGCCCUGGUACGCAGUGAUCCGAUUCAACCAGUACUUCAAGGUGAAGCUUCAGGUGUCAGCCUUGGAGAUGCCAAAGUGACCAGCCACCCCAUCCUUCCCCACCCAUCUGUCUGGCCAAACCUGUUCUCCAGAGCUCAAUUCUGCGCUCCGGGGUCCACACCCUUGGCCAAGGUGGGAGAGGGGACAGCUCCUCGGGGCCCUCCUGGCUCUGGCCCAGAAAGUGAUUCAUUUGUAAAUUAUCAUGAUUUCUGCAUUAAAAUGCUCAUUUCCGGACUGCUGUGGCUGAGUGGCAAUGGUGAGGAAUUGACCCCUGCAUGGGGGGCUGAGGGGUGCUAUAGCCCCUCCUGAUGACUCCCUACAACCUGGGCUUUAUGCUGAAGUCACGGUAGCAGCCUGCACACAUCCUCCCCUGCACCCAGCUCCGAAGGCUCCGGAACUUCUUGUAGACCUGGGCAGGACCCCUAUUUCUCUCACUCAGCUUCUCUGCCUUUGACCCUCUAGGUAGAAUCUACCCUUAGAGGGAAUGAGGCUGUGGAUUAAAAGGACGCUGGCUGACCCAGAUGAACCAGUGACGUCCUAAACACAAGUGCUCAGGACCUCUUCCUCCGUCAUCUCCGGCUCCCAGCUGUCAGGGGUGGGGAAGGGGCUGCUAUGAGAGUGGGCAGGAGUGAUUUCUGGAACUUUCUCAGAAGGCCAGAGGGAGGAAGGAGCAGAAAGUCAAAGAUGAGAAGGGGGCACCCCUCUUAGCAGCCGCCACUCUGGCUAUGCUUUCCAGGCUGGGCAUCAGGCAGCAGCUGAUUCAGACUGCCCCCCGCCAGGAAGUGCCCAGUGCCCUUAGGGGCAGCAGUGGCAACAGCAGCCGCAGCCUGCCAGGUGGACUCUGGUUGUUUGGCUUUUGCCUGCAAAAAGCACUCUGGUGCCAUGGCAACCACUGGAGCUGGCACCUGCUGCUGGAGCCUUCAAGGUCAUGGUGAUCCAGCAUAGCCAGGCCCUCCAUGGGCAGCAGCCUCGGGGGGUACCAGUGGGGGACACCGGUGAAAAAGGUGCCCAGGCGUGGGGAUGGUACCAGGACUUGGCAGGUAGGGGCCCCUUAGAGUCAUCCAUGGUGUUAGGUGGUCACAGACACGAUCUGUCUGGACUAAAUAGCAGUGUCUCCACUCCUUGUUCCUCUCUGAGUCACCUCUGGAACUGAGGGCAGAAUUAACACUGUGAAGCCAACUUUGUUUCUAGCCUCCUGGGCUUUGAUGCUGCAUCGCUGGAGGCAGCCAUUGCAGUGGUGAGUAGGGAAUGGCUGGAACAGACCCCCUGCCCCCAUCACCCUGUGCCCCUAAAGCCCUGGACACAUCUGCAUGGGAAGUAAUUAACAGCAGGCAUCAUCCCACUGCUGCCUCUGAGAAAGCAUUCUCAUUCCCCUAGUCCUCCAGGGGAGUGAGCCGGUAUGGUGGCAGAGGGCACAACCCUGGCCCGCCAAGUCUGGGAGUUCCACCUUCACUCCUUUCACUGCCACCCUGGGCUAACCAGCACUCCUACCCUCCUGGCUGAGCACUGGGCCUUGGAGGCUCCCAAGUGUGAUCUGGGUUCAGACCCCUAGCAAAGACCUCAAAGGAUUCCUGGGCAGGUUCACCUUCCCAACGAGCUCUGCCCCUUGUCUCUGCCCAAGCAGCAUGGAGGGGACAGACUUGUGGCCCAGCUUUCCUGUUAAUGACUACAGCACUCUGCUCCUGGCUUCUGCAACCACCUGGCCCCAUCCUGCCUCUCAUGGAACUGGGGGGUGGGGCUCCAGGGCCCGCUCCUGUGUCUCAGCAGAUGGAAUAAGGCAGGCAAGACAAGAGGACUUGGGGAAGGGAAGAGGAACUCAGGACCGACAGAGAAUGUGGGAGUGAGCCAGGGUGGGAGAGUCUUAAGGAGACUGGCAGAACCUGGUUUGUACGAGUGGAGGAGGCUGGGGCAGAGGGCCAAGGAGGGCAGAGCGGAUGGACCCUUGGAGGUGCAAUGAGCAACUCUCCCUCAGGACCACCAGGGGGCAGGCGCUGCCACCAGCUCCUCCUCCCGCCUCUGCCAGCAUCUUUUCCAAACAUGGGGUUGGGAAGGCAAAGGAGG
Callithrix jacchus (white-tufted-ear marmoset) is the source of this 3439-nucleotide messenger RNA. It is a transcript of the gene ETNK2, whose product is annotated as ethanolamine kinase 2. Gene Ontology annotation, cellular component: cytoplasm. Gene Ontology annotation, biological process: phosphatidylethanolamine biosynthetic process. The record is from RefSeq and is a predicted model, not a curated record. Gene Ontology annotation, molecular function: ethanolamine kinase activity. Lineage: Eukaryota; Metazoa; Chordata; Mammalia; Primates; Cebidae.